GUUGCACAGCAUUUCUGGUACCCGCCUGCACAGGCCCCGAACACACAAGAAAGAGUGCGAAACGGAUGAAAACACGUCAGAUCGCAUCUAUCCAGUAAGUGGCGAACAAAUGGCAUGUUCUCAUUGUAUGUGGAACCUAAUAAUUGCACCUAAUUAACAGCAACAAGUUAAACCUCUGAGGAGCAGUUUUCACAUAAUAAGCGUUUCUAGUCAGUAAUCAUCAUAACAAAUCAAGGGCAAUUUCGUCAAUUCGAAAAACAAAACUGCUCUGAUUUUAUAAGGGGAGUUAGUUUUCAAAACCACACCAAAUCAACUCCAACAAAAACACCACAAAAGUAGUUGAGAAUUAGAGAUUAGGUUUUUAUCUCCUAUAAUAAAACCCUAAUUCCCCACAAAUCAAGAACAUACACACAAACAAUCUUCAAAGUUAUGAGUCUAUAUUCGUUCAUAAAGAGAUUUUCAAGUAACCAUCCACUGUUAAUCUAUGCACUUGUAUGGACUGUGUUGUUAACAAUCACAGUAGCAAUAUCCUCAUUAUCACCUGAAAUUGCAUUCAUGUCAGCUAUAUCACCAACUUCAUCGUUUUCAACACAACAACAACAUAAUCAAGGGUCAUGUAAGAUUGAAGAAGGUUACAUAAGAGUACCAAUUGAUAACCCAGUGGUUGAAAAACUCCCAGAGUCAGACAAGAAGACCCGAUUGUUUCAUUCCACCAGCACGUACUUGUUUCAUAAAAAUGCUUUUCUCAUUUCUGCGUCCCAUAUUGUUGACAUCAAUUGUCUAACCCUACAGGUCACGUAUUGUGCCAUGCUGUGCAACUGUGCUCGAAUUUUAAUGUGUUGUGACGUGCCAUAAACCACUGACGGUCCUAUGAGGGGGCUAAACUGGGCUUUAGCCCGCCCCCUCGUAUGUCCAAUUUUUU
Papaver somniferum (opium poppy) is the source of this 922-nucleotide messenger RNA. RefSeq lists its product as uncharacterized. The transcript is spliced from 3 exons. The coding region runs from base 430 to 855 and encodes 141 amino acids. NCBI's taxonomy places the organism in Eukaryota, Viridiplantae, Streptophyta, Magnoliopsida, Ranunculales, Papaveraceae. The record is from RefSeq and is a predicted model, not a curated record.